Eurytemora carolleeae is the source of this 3954-nucleotide messenger RNA. RefSeq names its product ubiquitin carboxyl-terminal hydrolase 48. Gene Ontology annotation, molecular function: cysteine-type endopeptidase activity; cysteine-type deubiquitinase activity. The coding region runs from base 52 to 3954 and encodes 1300 amino acids. The record is from RefSeq and is a predicted model, not a curated record. Gene Ontology annotation, biological process: protein deubiquitination. Gene Ontology annotation, cellular component: cytosol; nucleus. NCBI's taxonomy places the organism in Eukaryota, Metazoa, Arthropoda, Copepoda, Calanoida, Temoridae. The transcript has 11 exons.
GAAUACAAUGACACUAAAUACUGAUCGGAUGUUCAUCGCUGCAAUGUAGUUAUGGAGUACACAAAUCAAUUUUAUAAUGCAAGAUUUAAAAUGGCUAAAUACGGCCGGAAACAGAUUUCCAGUAACAUUGGAUUCGGGUUUGCGGAGAACGCUGAUUUGAAUAUCAGUGAAAUCGGGUAUCUAGAGAUACGCUCCGCUUACAGAAUGGAGAUGGAGAAUCACUGUCUGUUCCACGGGAUAUGUAAGAGAAAUUGUAGAAACAAUCCCCGAUGUUUAUCCAAUAUAGGUGAGAAGGUUUGGUUCGACGAUGAGGAGGAAGAGGAGGAGUAUGAGAUAGAGAACGAAUUGCUCCGGAGUGACGGGAUACCAGCAGGGUUGAGAAACCUUGGAAACACAUGCUACGUGAAUUCCUUUCUUCAAAUCUGGUUUCAUAAUUCAAAAUUUAGACAGGCUUUGUAUGAGUGGGAUCCAGGAGAGGAUCCUGAAGAGCAGGAUAACGAAUCCAUCCUAGACCCGGAGCUGUACGAACCAAAGAGUAAGGUCGCAAGCCUUCAAGCCCUCUUUGCCAUGAUGCAGUACACCAAACGAAAAUAUGCAGAUCCUACGGAUUUUAUUUGUAAACUCGGUUUAAAUCCGUCCGUACAACAGGACGCACAGGAGUUCUCCAAACUAUUCGUCUCACUACUGGAGAACUCGUUAGCUCAUCAGACCAACUCCGAUAUCAAAUCAAUGAUCCAACGACUUUUCCGCGGAGAGUACGCUUACGUGACAAAAUGUCUCACCUGCAACCGUGAAUCCAUUCGUCCGUCCUUUUUCUACGAACUUGACUUGGCCCUGGCCGGAAACAAAACUUUGACCAUUGAGAAAUGUUUGGAGGAUUUUCUCAAGAUAGAACAGAUGACUGGAGACGAGAAAUACUUCUGUGAAGGAUGUGAAGCUAAGCAGGAUGCAACUAGAUGCUGUAAACUCAGAGAACUCCCUCCUGUCCUCAACCUACAACUCAACAGGUUUCAGUAUGAUAUGCAGUUUGGUCGGAAGAAGAAGUUGAACUCCUGUAUCCUGUACCCGGAGGAGUUGGACAUGUCCAAGUAUCUCGAGGGCGCAGAGAAGGGGUCAUGUCGGUACAGUUUAACCGGUGUCCUCAUGCACGUUGGUCCUGACGCCAACCAUGGUCACUAUAUCGCGCAUAUCCAAGAACUCGAGACAGGAAACUGGUUCAAGUUUAGUGAUGAACAUGUUGUAUCAUUGGAACGGAAAAACAUGGCGCACUCCAACGACAAGGGGUUAAAGAAGAUGAAAAGCUUUGAGAAACCGUCUGGGUUGCAGAACUCUAACAAUGCUUACAUGCUUGUUUACAUGCUCAAGUCGUCCAUUGAAGAGAUUCGUCGACACGAAUUGCGGGAAAUGGUUAAACGCGAUUCAGUUCGACGAAUCACGAUUCAGAAACGUCAUGCGAACCACGCGCGCGAGCAAGCGCUUCAACUCGGGGAUAUUUCAGGAUUAGAUCCUGAUAGCGGCGAGCGACGUGGUUUAAAACGGAAACCAUCGGUCGACAGUACAGAUUCAAUAGAAGAAAUCGACUACAGUGACGAGUACUGUUACUCAAAUUGUCGCGUAUUCCCGGUGAAAUAUCAGCCGCAUCUUAGAAAUAAAAUCGACAAGGACAACCUAGAGUUCGACGAGGAAAUUGAAGAGAAGAAACAGCGACGGAUCGACAUCAUUCGGAUGAAUAACAAGAAAAAACAGAGAAUGAAAGAAAUGUAUAAAGCUCUCCAAUGGGUUCCUGAAUAUAACGGCUCGGAUUCUGAUGAGAGUAUGGAUGAUGAAAGUUUUGAAUUUGUUCCCAAGAACUGGUUGAUGGCCUGGCUUGCUGACCCUUUAUCCGUAGGUCCGGUCGAGACGAAGCACUACCUGUGUGUCCAUGAGAACCUGGAUAUUGAUAGAUUGAAUGAUAUGAAACUAUGCAACAGCACUGGGGUCAAUAUGCUUAUAUCCGAGUACGGAGAAGGAGAAGGACCCAGGCUUAACGGGGAUCAUCUAUGUGCUACCUGUGUGAAAAACAAGGCUAGAUUAAUCUCUCUGGAUUAUAAGCUGCAGCGGGAUCAAGAGUUUCUCAGGCAUCAGCUUAAGGUUCCUACGGAUGGAAAAGGGUUCUGGAUCGGGAAGAAGAGUUUAACGAACUGGAAAAGGUUGGCCAAGGAUGCUCUAGAGGAUCAAAUAGUUAGAGAAGUUCAGGAUUGGAAUCUAAACAGAGAUUGUGUCCAGGAUUUUAACUGUGACAAGACACCUAAGAAAGAGUACUUCAAGAUUCGUCAUGAUCAUGAACACAGUCCGGAUCAUAAACCUGGCCCUAACCUUCAACUCUCCGGGCUGAAAGCAAAACUGGAGAGGAUGGGAACCAAUGUCUCCGUAGCUCCGGGUGUUGCUAAUAACAAGUUACGGAACGGAGUAGAAGGUAGCUCUGGUAUAUCUGUGAUAAGGAACGGCGAAUCCUUUAAACUUGCAAAUAUUGCCGAGGUUAAACUUAACUUCGAAGAUACAGUUAGAGUUCGACCCAAACCUUCCUGUGUAGUUAAACCUAUUGUUAAACCUGUUCAAGUCAAACCCUCAGCGACAGUUCGCCCUCUAAACAUCCAGGAGGCGCUGCUCAAGGAGAAAGAGGAGAACGAGGAGCUCAAUGGCAUUGCUUCUGCUGAUAACUCUCUUCAUAUUGAAGAUUCUCUCCAGGUAGUUCCAGGAACAUUAGAACCUGAUCACAAACCAAACCUAAAUGAAAUUAUUUCUAUCUCUGAUUCUGAGUCAAAACAGGAACCCGAUCUAGUUAAAGAAUCUAUGCAAACGUCACAAGAACCCGCCGAAACCACGGCGGGAAAAUCUCCGAAAACUUGCGAAAAAUCUACGACAUCGAUGAGUUUAGAGCUCCCGGAGAUAGAAACCAAAGUAAAUCCUGAUCCCGGUAUCGUGGUCACUUCAAAGCCUCACACUAAUGGGACGAUUUCAGACACAGAGGAUCAGUUUAACUCUGAUAUAGUCUGCCCACAUGGAAACCUAAGAAUAGAAGAACGAUGUAAACAAUUAAUAUCUCGUGAAGUUUGGUUCAAGCUCUGUAGUUACUUUCACAAUCCAAAAACCUUUCAAUUCGGAAUUAAACCAUGUGCUGAGUGUAGAGAAGAGGAGGGAUUAGCUUGUGUCCAGAGAGAAAGAUUACGAGAAGAAGCGUCCCGACAGAAGAGUAAACUCUCCGAUCUUUUUGCAAACACGGACCGACCCAAGUGGUCUAAACCUACGACUAAACUAGUUUAUCUUCUAUCAUCUAAUUUUGUCCUAGCCUGGAGAGGAUUCGUCCGAGGGUUAAGUGCUGGAAAGACUGAUCUAGGAGAAUCCAUCACGGAUAUUAAUAACUCCGUCUUACUAUGUUCACACAACGGACUUCUCCACGUUCCCCUGAUCAACUGGGAGAACGAACCAGACCCUGACGUGGUUAUGAUCAACGAAGACGAGUGGAGAGUGGUUCAGGAACUGUUUAAGGUUGAUGUUGAGAUCAAGGUUGACCGGGAGAAUACUCCAACAGGACCAAUCCUGCAUCCUAGUCCAGCUCCGUGUCAGAUCUGUGUUAAAUCUAGGGUAGAGGCAGAGCAGGAGAGUAGACUCAACUAUAGUAAUGAAAUCAUGUUUGUUACAUUCCUAACUCAGGACGAGGAGAUUCCUAACGGAGAUCAUGAUGAUCCAGAGUUCUCGUCCUUGUCAGGACACGGUCUGAAGAUGUGUGGAGGAGGUGGGUACGGAGUACGACGGAGUACACGGAGACGGAAGGGAAGAGGGGAGAAGGAGUUCGUUGUGAACUCGGAUACUCUACUCCGGGAUCUCAAGUGUCAGGUGAGAAACUUCAAGGAGGCAGAGGGUUUCAGGGAGGGGUGGUUUCCUGGUAACAUUCGUGUUAUUGGGAUGUCAUAA